This is a messenger RNA of Protopolystoma xenopodis, 708 nucleotides long. The record is from the annotation of a GenBank genome assembly. NCBI's taxonomy places the organism in Eukaryota, Metazoa, Platyhelminthes, Monogenea, Polystomatidea, Polystomatidae.
AUGCGUUCUUCGCGAUCUCACCAUCAUCACCGUUCCUCCCGUUCUGAACGCCAUCUUUCACGUGCUGACAGCACGGAGACAAGUCCUAUUGGCACUGAUGAAGUGCAGCCAGCGAGUGGUAUUGGUAUCCUUGAUGAUGAUGAAAUACAAAGUAAUCAACCUGCACAUAGUGGUGAGAUACCAGCUGCUAUCUAUGAUGUUGGUCUUGGCGUCGGAGCUUCAAUUCAGAGUACAGGAAGUGGAGGGAAUGCCCCCUCUGGGCGAGGAGUUACUGGAUUGAGUGAGGAGGAUGUUUAUCUCUCUCGAUCAGGCCGCGAGUUUGAACCUCGAAGGGAUCACCGUGAAUAUGAUAGAGAUCGCGAAAGAGAUCGAGACCGUGAUCGUGAAAGAGAACGCGAAAGAGAACGCGAACGCUACCGGGAACGUGAUCGUGAACGCCGAGAAGCGAUGCGUCAUUCCGUUGCCCUAGCACGCGCCUCCCGGCAUCACCGUCAUUAUGAAGGUAUCACAACUCCAGUACGGCCUAGAGUUCGGCGUAGCUCCAGGUCGAGGUCCCGCUCACGAUCUCGUUCGCGAUCUGCCUCUGGCAGCAUCACACGAUCCCCGGGAAGAGAGGAACGAACAGGUGAAUCACUGAGCACGGAUGCAGCCUUUCAAGCCGUGCUAGCGGCAGCUGCCAGUGUGGAAGCCGCAAUCGGGAUGAAGUGA